Molecule: messenger RNA, 3984 nt
Organism: Sardina pilchardus (European sardine)
Lineage: Eukaryota; Metazoa; Chordata; Actinopteri; Clupeiformes; Clupeidae
Gene: tgfbr2l
Product: transforming growth factor beta receptor-like
Exons: 7
Coding region: 325-2247 (640 amino acids)
Biological process (GO): heart development; transforming growth factor beta receptor signaling pathway; protein phosphorylation
Cellular component (GO): signaling receptor complex; plasma membrane
Molecular function (GO): metal ion binding; SMAD binding; transforming growth factor beta receptor activity, type II
Source: RefSeq, a predicted model, not a curated record
AUCUGAAAACACUCAUAUGACAUCCUAAGCUAAGUAUUAAACAUUAUAAACAAAGCUGCGUUCAUGCAAUCGUUUUGAAUUUGUUAUUAAUGAACUCCAGUUCCUGGGCGGGACCCUAGCUCCACACAGCUGGAUUAAAAACAUCUGGAUCCGCCUACACGGAACUCCUGCCAAAAAUAUUCAGCUCAAGAAGCUGUUGUCGCAGCGCAUACUGCCUUAAUACAUGUCCCCCCGACUAUAUCCUCUCAGUAUAUUAAGAAAAAACAAAGAUUUGUAGUCACCGAAAACUUUGGAACUUUGUCUACAUAGUGUAUCGUUUCUGUCAUGAUUAUGGGACGCAGGCGAUGGAGUCGUUUCGCUCUCACAUCUGUUCUUCUUAUAUCGCUCUUUGUUGAAGCCUCAGCGUUCACACACAUGAGGACUAACUUGUGUAAGUGGUGUGACUACUCCAGCCCUGUGUGCGAAGACAAUGUGUGCACAAGCAACUGCAAUUUAACCUCCUUCUGCAAUCUGUCUGAGGAGGUCUGUGUGGCUAUCUGGAGGAAGGACAAUGAGACGGUCAGUGUGCGCACGCUGUGCCACCACCCUGAGCAGGCGCUGGACAACAUCGUCCUGACCAACUACUCCACCACAGAGUGCACCAUGAUCCCCCAGCCCUCAGACGACGGCCUGCUGUUUGUCUGUGGCUGUGUUGGCGACCAGGAGUGCAAUGACAAACUCAUCUUUGACAAGGGAGCCCACGGCUACUCAAAACUCAAAAGCAAAGAUGUGAUCCCCGUGGUGGUGAUCAGUCUGGUGCCUCCGUUGCUUGUCGCCGUGGUGGCCACCGCUGCCUUCUACAUAUACCGCACCCGGCACCUCGGCAAGCAGCCCAAGGACUGGGCCCCCAAGCGCACCCACUACCAGUCCCUGGACCCUCCCGAGGGCCGCUCCGGGGAGGCCAACGGCAGCGACUUCCCCGGCAAGCUCACCCUGCUGGGGGACGAUGGCACCUCCGACCUGUCGUCCACGCGGGCCAACAGCCUGAACCACAACACCGAGCAGCUGCCCAUCCAGCUGGAGGCGCUGGUGGGCAAGGGCCGCUUCGCCGAGGUGUGGCGCGCCCGCCUCAACCACAGCGAGGGCCAGUACGAGUCGGUGGCCGUCAAGAUCUUCCCGCCCGUGGAGUACGCGUCCUGGCACAACGAGCGCGCCAUCUUCUCCGACGCCAACCUCAAGCACGAGAACGUGGUGCAGUUCCUGACGGCGGAGGAGCGGGGGGGCGGCGGCGGCACGGCCGGAGGGGGGGGCCCCCAGAGGCAGUACUGGCUCAUCAUGGCCUACUACGCGCUGGGCAACCUGCAGGACUACCUGGCCAGCCACGUGCUGAGCUGGACGGAGCUGUGCACGCUGGCAGGGUCGGUGGCACGCGGCCUGGCACACCUGCACAGUGACACCACGCCCUGCGGGGCCCCCAAGGUGCCGGUGUCGCACCGAGACCUGAAGAGCAGCAACAUCGUGGUGAAGGACAACCAUGAGUGUGCCCUGUGUGACUUUGGCCUGGCUCUGCGGCUGGAUCUCUCGCUCACUGUAGACGACUUUGCCAACAGUGGUCAGGUUGGCACGGCGCGCUACAUGGCCCCCGAAGUGCUGGAGUCUCGAGUCAAUCUGGAGGACCUGGAGUCCUUCAAGCAGAUGGACGUCUACUCCAUGGCUCUGGUGCUGUGGGAGAUGGUGUCUCGCUGUGAUGUCAUAGGAGAGGUGAAGAGCUACGAGCCACCCUUCGGCUCCAAAGUGUGCGAGCAGCCGUGUGUGGACAGCAUGAGGGAUCUGGUGCUGAGAGACAGGGGCCGGCCUGACAUCCCCUCCAGCUGGACCACACACCAGGGGAUGGCGCUGCUGUGUGCCACCAUCACAGAGUGCUGGGACCACGACCCCGAGGCCCGGCUGACGGCGCACUGCGUGGUGGAGCGCUUCAACACCCUGGCCAAGGACAUGGAGGAGGAGGAGGAGCAGAGCCGCCUGCUGAGCCUCAUCAGCGCCAGCCUCACGGACCAGCAGCAGCAGCUGGAGCAGCUAGAACAGCAGCCACAGCAGCAGCAGCAGCAGCAGGGCUCCACUGCCACGUCCACCCCUCCCUCCCCCCGAGCAGAGCACGACACAGGCUCGGGCUCGGGCACGGACACGGACACGGACUCCCCCUCCCUUCCUCCGCUAGUCUCAGACACGCAAGCCUCAGAGCCUUCAAAGGCACUGGCGGAAGUGUGACGGCUUCAAAAAGCUCCUCAGAAGAAUAGCAGUGACAAUUCAAACAAUUGGACUAUUUGGAUGAUGUAACUCGUUUGUAUAUUAGUUCACAUCAAGGAGCUGGUCUCCAUGAUUAUUCUUGGUUCAUGUGACUUUGUUUGCCAUGUAUUUUGUUGGUAACUGUGCACUUCUCAUGUAGUUGCUGUGCCACUGAAGGGGGGGCCCAUUUUCUGUCAGAGGUGAUGGAAUUUGAACUUUUGGGACCCAGGAAGGAUUAUACUGAAAGCACCAAAGAAUCAUAAUUUAAUUCAUCCCUGAAGAAACCUUUGCAUUUUUUCUCUCCUUCAAAAAUUCACCGCCAUAAAAUGGUUGCAUGAAGUCGGUUUCAAUGUGACAGAAGGCAGAAAAUGGAGACAUAUCCACCCUCUUGAAUUUUUGCGUCCUGUUUGUCGAAACACUACAGCCUGGAGAUGUUUUCCAAGGCUGUUUACCACACACUAUUUCCUCGUUUGAAUUUUUACACAGCCUUCUCGGAAUCCACAAACAUGCUGUAGUCAUCCGAGACGCUGAAGUUGGAGCGGUUUUUGAAGGCUCUCAAUUUGAUUAACCACAGGCUGUAUCUGAAAAUAUUUGAGAAAGGAACACAACUUGAGCUGCUCAAGGCUAAAGCGAUGAAAGUGAAUCAAAGAGCAUUUUAUUGGAAGUGGAUGGUUUUUUUUUCAUUCUUAUUCAAAGACUCAAAGACCUACGACAUUAAAUUUAUAAUUAUGUGUGUCAUAGAAUUCUCUGAGGGAAUUUAUGAUGCAAUCCUUUAAAUUAUCCUUAACAUAACAGGGCAUAAAAAUGACCUGGACUUGAAUAGACAUUUGUCAGAUCACGCUAAUGGUCCAAGAGGAAGCGAUCACUUUAUGGUCUGCAGUGAAAUCCAAUUAAAAGAACCCUGGGAGGAAACCUCAGGCUGCCACGCCGUCCAGGGCCGACAGGAAGAGUGACUUUAAUCCCCGCAAACUCAAUAAUGCUCACCCUGUUGGACUAAAUGUGGACGUCUUUCAUCCAGACGAUCGUGCAGACUCAAUUCCAGCCAGUUACACUGAUUGAAUGAAGCCAUUAAACGAUUUGAUACGUCAGUCUAACAAACUAACAUAUAUCCCUCACCAGUAAGUUUGCUACUGGUUCACUGAAAGGUGCUGUGAGAGGACUUUGAUUUCUAUAUUCCUGUGAUGGCCAUGAGCUUGACCAUCUGACUAAAAUGUUGCCAGCUAUGAUCAGUAAAUAUGAGCAAAACAUACUCUGAAUGAGUCUAAAGUCAAAUGAACAAGAAGUAAUCUGUGUUUUCAGUAAUUUGGCCAAAAAGGAGAAUGGAAUGUUUUCUCUAAUUGUGGCCGUUAAAAGUGAACUCUAAAUCAUGCACUGAUGACAUUCUAUUUAUUGGGUAGACUUCCAAUAUGUACUCAAGAGCAUUGCAUUUGCUAGUGACCUGAGGAAAAACCUAUGACCCAAAUCUAUGAGGUUCUGUGAAUUCUAAUGAAGGACCAGAUUUUAAGAAACUAAUGAGCCACUGUGUUGCUUGUGAACUGGUGUCACAAAUGUAUGGAUUAUAUAUAUUAUAUUAUAUAUACAAUUGCAUAUUCAUCUCAUAAAAUGUCGUACAUAAAGUAUGAAUGUUGUUUUUUGUGAAUCAUUUCAUUUGACGUUUCAGAGCCACCAUGAAACUAACAGAAAUGAAAGUCAAAUAAAAAAACAGAGACAAGAACUCCU